Molecule: messenger RNA, 3465 nt
Organism: Symbiodinium natans
Lineage: Eukaryota; Dinophyceae; Suessiales; Symbiodiniaceae
Source: the annotation of a GenBank genome assembly
AUGAAGCCUUCCGUGGUGACAUGUUUUCUGCUACUCCUUGUCUUCGGACUUGGUAGCGGAGCUCAUGCUCCGUUGCCAGGGCCGACUUGGGAAGUGGCAUCAUCUCGCCUUCACCGGCGGAUGCGGCUGCACGGCGCAGCACAGUUUCGAUCGUGGACCAGGUGGAGCAAGCCAGACGGUACACCCUUUUCUCCACAUCUACCUGGCCGCGGUCCCCGGAAUUCGCGUGAAAGCACGCCAUACAUGACGUCCUUUUGGUAUUCUCAUCACGAGAUGUAUGCCACCGAGCCCUUUACACCGGACUGGGUCGACGAAUGGAGCGCGCACGUAUACGGCGACGCGCAACCGGACCCGGACGCUACGAUCGGCUACUCCGCCAUGGCUUUUACAGAAGCGGGCUACCUUCUGCCCCAGCAAAAUCGCUUGAGCGCAGUUGGCGGCGGACAGGAAAGAUGUGGCCUACGGGCCUUUCCAUUCGUGUCCGUCCCCAAUGUGCUCCUGAUUCUGCUGGGACAGAUGGUGGCCAUUUGCAAAGCCCUUUGUGCUGUGUGCCCAUCCCUGGGCAUUGUGUGCGUGCUCGCACUCCUGGUGUCUGUCACUGGGGACAGCGAGCACACUGCAGCCACAGCUGCAACAGAUGUCCUCACGUGGUCCAUCGCGGCAGAGGGUGAUCCUUCGCGAAAGGCGGCUCUCCUGACUAUGAGCCUCAAGGGAACUGCCUACGAGUUUUGCCGUACCAUACCGCCUAUGACCCUCAUACACGGGGGGGCCAUAAAUGGCCAUCAUGUAGACCCACUCACAUACAUCAUGCAUGCCUUGGCCGAGCGAUUUGCUGACCUGGGUGAAGAACUGAGGUUGACCAGUAUCACAGACCUGUUUAACUUUAGUCGCCAAGGCAAUGAAAGGAUCGACGAAUUAAUCACCCGGUUUGACUUGAUUCGUCAACGCUCUUUUGAUCUGGGACAGCUCACGAUGUCAAUCACCGGACUAGCAUACAUUCUUUUGCGCGCCUGCGAAGUCAACGACUCGGAGUUGUUGCAGCUUCUGUUGCCUCUCCAGGGUAGAUUCCCUAAUGAUGAACAGGAGUUCCAGGUCCUGAAGACCCAGCUCCGUAGGAUGGGACACAUAGUGGAACACUCUCCAGGUAACAUAGCUGCAGCCCUAAGAGGACGUAACUCCCAACCCCAAUACCUCGCCACGGACCCCAGUGUCAGCACUGCCGAGCACCAUGCAGCGUACAUGGCUCACGGGGCAGCAGAGCAGUCCAGCAGCGCCGCCGCUAGUUGGGGUUAUGGGGGAGAUGAGUUUAGCGGUUCGGGGUUGCAGUUCGAGGUCCAGCAACAGAGUGCCUUCCUUGCUGAUCUCGAGUCUGACGGGGCCACCGACACGGACACUGCAUCAUCGACCGGCCAUACUGAGGUCCCGAGUGCCACUCCCGAGGGCUGGACAGAUGAGGCGUCGUUGCAAGAACAUCUGUUCUGGUCCUACAGCCGCGCAAAGGCCACCUGGCGAAAGUACAUGGGUCGUCCCACGCGCGCUGUGCGCCGCUUCACCAGGCGGUACAUCGGCCGGCAGAGUGGCAAGGGCAAAGGGAAGAACAAAUCCUGGGGAAAGGGCAGGCGGCCAAAUGUUGCAGCAUUCCUUGCCUCUCUAGACGACGAGGAGGAUGGUCAAAGGAUGCGAUGCUUUAGAUGCGGGAGCGAAAAUCACUUGAGCCGUGAGUGCCACCUCCCGCGCACCGACGGGCAUCAGCAUCAAGUCAGCACAGCAGGCGCUGCCCCUAAUCCAAAUUUCUAUGCCAGCGCUGGCGUAGCUGACGAGAUCCCUGCCCAAGGCCCUUUGGCAGAUUUUGUGUUCAUGGCCGUCCCCUCAGACCAGGCAGCCGGGGACACAGACAGUUCCUGGUCUUUUGCCACAGACAACGAUGCGUGGGCCACCUAUCUUCGCAGUCGGGGUGCCUUCCACCCGCCAGGCAGCAACGCGCAAAGCUCCCAAGCACAGGCAGGCGCACAGGCUUCCGCAAACACUGCUGGGUCCAUGCCCCACCCUCCUCAUAUGGGUUAUAGUGGUUUAGGCCCUAACCCGUGUGCACGUGGACCCGGCCCGCAGGUGCCUCCAGGUAUGCAGGCAGGUGCACAGGUGCCUCUUCCACCAGUCGCCACACAGGUCAUUUGGACCCAGUCGCCCCCCACGCUACCAACGUGGGCGCAAAUGCCUUUGUUCAGCUUUCUGCAACCUACUCACCAUGAAGCCCCCGCCCACGUACCUCUGGUGGGUGGGCUGCAUGGGUCUGGAGAACCAGGCCUGUCUUCCUUAGAGGGGCCCGCCACCCAUGCCAUAGAUGGCCUGGCCGCAACAACUGUGCUCACCACGCGACGAUGGUUGGGGGAAGCCAUAGAGGGUGAGCCAGGCAUGGGCAUCGUGUCAAGGCUUGAAGGAGCGCAGCAGGGCCAGAUCGAAACCUUUCGUCAGGCCCAACAGGUGGUGCAAACCCGACGCUCGCAACAACGCAACAGGCAUCGGCGUGUGAUCCAAGUCCCUGACACCUGGGAUCAUCACGACUACGAUGCCCUGGAUGACAGCUGCGCCCUCUGUCGUGAGGAGUAUCUGGAGAGGGACAGUGUGGUGCGGCUUGUGUGCCGGCAUUUGUACCACACUGCAUGUUGGACUGAAUACCUCAUGCACCCUCAAGCUCGCAUGAGCUGCCCUGUGUGCCGCGGUUCUGCCCGAGUCAUAGCUCGCUUCUCGUAUAGAGCUGACUACGAGACGCCAGGUCCUUCGCAGCCAACCUCUGAGCAUCCCUCCCGAGCAGCGUCGGAGGAGAGCCGUGCGACAGAUGCAGGCGCGCGCACGCCCACACGUAGACCCGAGACCUACGAAAUGAACACUCCGCCUCCAGCCGCCGCAGCUGAUGAGGAGCCUGGAGAGUCCCCGUACAACUUCGAAGCCUUCCACGCUAGCCGCAUUUUCCCAUGGUGGCCCAGUGUUCCUGAGUGCGAGGGCUCCCAGGCCAUGGUCCUGCAUAGCACUAGCCACCAAGACUACCAAUGCAUCCUAAUUGAUCCUGGUGCCUACACCAACCUUGCAGGUCUCCGCUGGGUACGCCAAUUGGCCCACAAGUGCAGCAGCCUUGGACUUCCGGUCACGCAACGGCAGCUGAACGCACCCCUUUCCAUAGCAGGUGUAGGACAAGGUACCCAGCAAUGCACUUGGUCAGUGAAGCUGCCCAUUGGUGUUCAUGCCAUCAAGGAUGGAGAGGAAUGCAACUCCAGAUGCCAUUUUGAGGCACCUGUUGUGGGUGGUACAGGAGCGGGCCUACCCGCUCUCCUUGGCCUUCGUUCCCUCCGCGCCAAGAAUGCCAUUUUAGUCUUAAGUGAACAAGAUGAGGAUCUCAAGCUUCUGAUCCCGGGCCCUGGAGGAUGGGAGUAUGAGAGAGUCCAGGUUCUGUCGAGCAUCCACUCAUGA